Messenger RNA from Hevea brasiliensis (rubber tree), 609 nucleotides. RefSeq lists its product as uncharacterized. NCBI's taxonomy places the organism in Eukaryota, Viridiplantae, Streptophyta, Magnoliopsida, Malpighiales, Euphorbiaceae. Bases 1 to 609 code for a protein of 202 amino acids. The record is from RefSeq and is a predicted model, not a curated record. The transcript has a single exon.
AUGAACGUCUUGGAUUCUCCUCUUGAAGCUUUGGCUAUUAAUUAUGUGAGCUUUGGGAUCUUCACCGUCGUCAAUAAUCUAUGGACAUGGGUGGCACUUAUAACGGCGGUUGUCAGCUUCUGGAAAAUCAGAAACGCCGGUGUCGCUGGAGCCUCCACAUUCUCCUUGAAAUCGGAGCAACUUUCUUCAGCUAAUUGCAUUGACGUCCGGAACGUAAAUGAGCCUAAACCGGUUGUCGAAACAUCCGUACCCGAGUCAGCUAUUCAGCCACCGCCGUCACCACCACCAUCAUCUGCAAGCCCAGCUACAUUUUCAUCUGUUUUUGAAGAUGACGGAGUUACGAGAGGGAAGUUUGUAAAGUAUUACGUAGAUGAAAGAGAGAGUGAUGAUAACGGAGACGAUGAGUUAACGGUGGUUGGAGAGUGGGGAUAUGGAAACAGAGGUUGUGGAGAGUGGUCGGAGAGCUGGGAGAGAGUGUUAAGGAUGAGAACGGGGGACAUGGGAUGGUACAUGUACCAGGAUUUGACGGCCAUUAACGGCAACGUCGUUAGGUUAUGGGAUGGGAUUAGGAGGAGGAGAAGUCAGGCUGUGGUGUAUGGUAACUGGUAG